Molecule: messenger RNA, 6558 nt
Organism: Acanthocheilonema viteae
Lineage: Eukaryota; Metazoa; Nematoda; Chromadorea; Rhabditida; Onchocercidae
Source: the annotation of a GenBank genome assembly
AUGCUACCAAAAAAUUAUCAUAUGAUUUUAGUGGAAUACAAUGAUGAGAACCGCCGUACUUCUUCAAACGAUGCCUGCGCCAUAGCAUGCACAGAUGUAUCAUCGGAAGUGAAAUAUGACAUUGGUCGCAGUUAUGUGUUCGAUGUAAAAUCUCGAACAAUUCUGAAAAUUGGAGAAGAACGUGAUACGAAUGUGAUACAAAGUGCGCAGGCGCAUAUAUCAAUUCAUUCAUCAUGCGAAUUUUCACUUAAAUUGACGCAAACGUCACUAAAAGGAAUGGACGUUGGAAGUGAUUGGAGUUCGAUCCUUGAAAGAUCAUCACUUCGAUUUGCAUUUGAUAAUGGAGAAGUGAAAGCAAUUUGUCCACAUGACACUGAUCCAAUCUGGGCUAUAAAUAUCAAACGUGCUAUUCUAUCUGCAUUUCAAACCAAAUACGAAGGAACAAGAGAAACGGACAUAUCUGGCGAUUGUCCAGUGAAUAUUGAGAGACGAAAAACAAAUGGAGUAUUAAAUUUGAAAACAACGAAACAAUUGAAUGCAUGCUAUCGUGAGCAUGAUAUUGCUGGAGUUCGAGCUAUUCCAUACAGAAUGAAAUCGAAGAUACAAGUUUCACCGAUGAUGGAAACAAAACAAAUAUGUGAACGUCAAAUUGCCCAUUAUAACCUUCAACAAGUAACUUGCACCGAAGAUUAUCGUGUUAUUUCACCAUUUGGUGAAGGUAAUCUUGGAAUGUUGCAUGUUGAACAAACAUUAAGAGCUAUUGGAAUUGCAAAUGCCGGAUCACAAGAAUUAUUUAGCGAACGGAAAUCAAUCAUUUUUGAUCAUAACGAUGAUAAUUUUAAUAUGAAAAAUUCACCUAACUAUGCUAGACAAAUUAUCGAUAAAUUAUGUCAAUCAGAUGAUCGUGUUAGUCCAGAUGCAGCAUAUUAUUUUGGUGAUUUGGUUUCUAAUCUUCGAAGAUUAUCGGUGGCGGAAAUGUCAUCAAUUGCAAAUUUACAUUGUGAUGCUUUUAUUGAUGCAUUAGCAGCAUGUGGUUCAUAUGAAUGUCUUCAGCAACUUGCCAAUUUAAUCAAUUCAGGAUUAGCUUCAGAAUCUCUCUAUUCAUCACUUGCUUUAUUAUCAAAUCCAAAAAAAGGCAUUAUGGAUUCUGUUGCAGCAUUCAUCGAAAAAGUUCCAAUUCAUGGUUUAUUGGCUAUUUCAUCAUUGGUACAAUCAUACUGUAUUGCUCAUCCAAUGUGUGCAACAGAAUUACCUGUGCAACGUAUUAUACACAAUAUUUUAUCAAAAUUAUCACCCGGUUGUAAUGUUGGACAACAAUUUGAAGAAAUUAAAAAAGCGGUGAUAAUUUUGAAAUCAAUUGGAAAUAUCGGUUAUGAAGAGCAUAGCUUAUCAGCUAUAUUAGAUUGUAUUACAAAUGAUCGAAUUUCAAAUGAAAUAAAAAUUGCUGCUAUCGAUGCUUUACGUAGAAAACCAUGUAGUCAUCAACGAAAUAGCAAAAUCAUUGAAUUAUUCCGAGAUCAAACGGUAAAUACUGAAGUACGAAUAAUAUCAUUUCGACAAUUAAUGGAAUGUGCAAAUGAUGAAAUACUGCAAAUUAUUAUUGACCAAUUACACAAUGAAACUAUUAAUCAAGUUGGAUCGUAUGUUUGGUCAUAUUUGAAUGCUAAACAGCGAUCAACAAAUCCAGGAUUACAUAAUUUACAAUAUAUCCUGAGGAAAUUUCAUAUCCUACAACGCUAUAAUUUAGAUAUAAGUCGCUUUUCACGUUAUCAUGAAUUAGGAUAUUUUGAUAGAGAGAAUAACUAUGGUGGCCACGUGGAUACAUCCAUAUUACUCGUACCAAACGGUUACAUACCACGUGAAGUAGCAUUCAAUUUUACUGUUCAUCUUUUCGGAAAAAGUAUUAAUAUUUUGGAAAUUGGUGCACAAACAAAAGGUUUAGAGGAAGCGGAAGAGGAAUUAUUUGGUCCUGAUGGUUAUAUUAGCAAUCCGAAUGGACAUGUUUUCCGAGAGAAAAGAUUUCAAUCACGAUAUCCCAAAUUAAAUCAUUUGCAGGAAUUAUACAGAAGGAGAAAGGAUAAUGUUGAAAACCCAAUGAGAAUGACUUUUUACAUUAGGAUGUUCGGAGAUGAUUUGUAUUAUUAUGGCUUUCAAAAGGAUCAACAUCAAUUUCUGGAUGAAGUGAAAGAAAGUAUUGAACUUGAUAAAGUGCUAGCAAAAUUAGUGCAGGAGAAAACAAAAAAGCUUUCGCGUUAUAUGCUUUUAUUUGAAUUAUCGCAAACAUUACCUACACUAUCCGGAUUAUCACUUCAAUUCUUAACAAAUAUAUCACUUGCUACUAAAAUGAAUAGUAAAUUGAGAUUGAAUCUCGUGGAUUUGUUGCAGCGAAAAAUUGAUGCAAAUGGUCUUCUUGAUUUACGUCCAUCAAUAUCGAUUGCAAGAGAAGGCGCAAUACUUUUACGUGCAGGCUAUGUAACAUCUGGUGCUAUGAUGACAUCAAGUUUGCAUGCUGCAACGAGUAUUGUACAGAAUAUAGAAAUGAAUGCGGGAAGAAAAUUAUCAUUGAAAAUUGACAUUCCACAUAAGGAUCUUCUGAUUACGAAGAUACGUAAUACUAUUACUAAAAUUGAAAGUAAUCGUCACCGACCAUUCAUCACUGGACGUCAUAUUCAUGAAGCUGUGGAAAAGCAUUACUGCUCCAGUGAUACACUGGCAAAAAUUCUCGGAAUUCAAGCAUGUCUCGAUCUUCAUGCUAGUUUCCCAGUACUGGAAGGAAGUAUUAAAGUGGAGAAAGUUGAUCAAGGAUUAAAUAGCUAUCAAUUUCUUAUUGAAAAAACCAAUGGCAGAGGUGAACAAAAAUUAUUAAUAAUUAUGGAUACACCGGGAUCAAGAAUAAAUCGAAAAAUUGAAACUGAUUUUGAAAUUUCAAUUCCGCGCAAAAAGUUUAAACUUGGCAUUAUUUCACCAUUCAAAACGAUAGUAUUGGAUGGUAAUUUAAAACAAAUGGAACAAUUGGAAGAUUAUGCAACCAAUCUUCAACUUAUCGUGGAUGACAAAGUUUACACGCUUGAUGGUAUACUGAAGGCAACUAAAAUAGAUGAACGAAAUUUGUAUAAAUUAAAUGCAAAAAGUGUUGUUAACAGUUUGGCAGUAGCAGAAGUUAUAGCAGAAUUACAAUAUAGCACUACAAAACCGUAUGGAAUGAUUGAUUUUCAUUUGGAUAAAAUCUUUAGCAAGCCAAUUAUAUUCAAAACAUUGAUAAAUCCAGCAGCUCCAAAUUAUGAAGGUAAAUUGGAAUAUUCCGGACCCGAUUUCAACGGAAAAUUAGAUACUUCAAUUAUUCAUCAAGGAAUGAUUAAUUUGAAAGGUACCAUAAGUGGUGAAUAUCAAAUUGAUAAUCAAUCAAAACGAACACUUGAAAUUGGACUUCAACAAGCAUUUCAAAAAAAAGGAACUAAUUAUCAUUUCAAACAUGCCAUUCAUGCUAUUAGUACUGCUUUUAACAAAAUCGAUUUCCAAAUACUUUCUAAUCGUACUGGAAAUAACAUAAAGAAUUUAUUGGAAGCAACUUAUUUUGGAAAAAAAUUGCUAGCAAAUUUAGAUGUAACACGUGGUGCAAAUAAUAUUUACACUGCUAUUGGAAUGGUAAAAUGUGAUCAAUUUGAUAUCGAUACAAAAGCAAAUAUUAUUUAUCAAAAUCGUUUCCCACUGCAAUUUAUGUUAAAAAUUGAUGUUGAAGCACCAAAAAUAAUACAAAAUAUUCACGCUUCAGCAGAAUAUGCCGUGAAGGUGGAUCCAAAAUGGAAUUUUAAAGGAAAUAUUCUGCUCCGCCAUCCCAAUCGUGAAAUAACUUUGAGAAAGGAAAUUGAUGAAGUGACCGCUGGACAGUACAAAAUGGAAACAUAUUUACAAUGGGAUCCAAAUGGUAGAAUAAAUGCAAUAUCUGAUGUUAUAUUUCGUCCACGCGAAAACGAAUAUACUAUUGAAUCGAUGGCUAAUAUUGCCGGUAUAAAUGAACCAAUAAAUAUCAGAAAACAUGUCAAAUAUCAAUUUGAUAAUUACAAUAUACAAUGGCAUGCAAAACAAGGUGGCCGAACGAUAUAUGAAUUAAAUGCUAAUCUUAUUGGACAUUUUGGUGAAAAGCAACAACUCAAUUUCAAUAUUAAUUCUGACAAAUUUGAACCACGAAUCAAUUAUUAUGUGACAGUUGAAUUUCAACCAUCAAUGGAUAGUGUAACAAUGAUUGCUACGAUACGUAAAGAUGGACAACAUUUUGGUACAGGUAAUAUUAUAGUACCGAAAAAAUUCAAUCUUCCUAAUCAACAGUAUCGUGGAGAAUUCAGUUGGAUUUAUCAAGCUAAACCACGAAAGAUAGCGAUUGAGUACAAGCAAUUAAAGCAUACAUACGGUUCAUUUCAUGCCGUAAAAAUAGAAUCGGAUGAUAAGCUUAAUCUAAACAUGCAAUUCGAUCAUCAAAAUGAUAAGACAAUUCUUAAAUGUGAUUUGGAUAAAGAUCGUAUUCGAACUAUUUCAAUGAUGCUCACUACAACUCCUUUCCGUUGGGAUUUCUUUGAAAUUGAUGGUCAUUUCAGUACUGACACACCUCUGCAACAACGCUCAAUUAGAACGAAAGCAGCAUUUCUUUAUCGAAUAGAUCAGACAAAUAUUGAAGGAUUAUUUGAAGCAAAUAAUAAACGUUACGCUCUUGAAUGUCAUUGGCGUAAAGCAUUUUAUGAUAUUGGUAGACAUUAUAUUUAUGCUGGCAAAUUUGAAACACCACAAGAUCGAGUAAACUUAGAGCAACAGUUACAAGUGGAAAAUGUUUUUACAAUACGAAAAGCAAAAACAAUUUUUGAGUAUUUCGUUGCUGAACAAACAUUUAAUCUAACAAACGAGAUUGAGUACAAUAAUGAUGCAUCCUUCAGCACUGCUACCAAUGUUAUUGGAAAUAGAAUAAUGCUGAAACAUACGAUGGCAUAUGAUCAUAAAAAUGGACAAAGAAUAUUGAAGAAGCAUUUGAAAUACAAUGAAAAAGAGAUAAACAUUGAUGCAGUAACAAUUUACCGUGAUGGAGAAGUUAAAAUAGACAUUAGCGCUUCAUCGACAUUUGAAAUGAUUCAAUAUGGCAAGAUUAUGUUUGAUUGUCGAAAAGGCAAUACUUUUUGGAAUUGUGAUGCGGAAAGUAAUAUAAACAAUCAAUAUGUAAUUAAAGGACAUGAAAUGUUAUCAUCACAAAAUACUGACAUCGGUUAUUUGGUGAAAUUAGGAAAUCAAGCUUUAAAAUACAAUGCUAAUGCUAUGUUGCGACGUGGCGAAAGUGUUUAUAACCUAGAAAUGGACGUGAAUGAUAAUAGAGGUAUUGUAAAAUUGCAAACACCAACGCAUGCAAUCAACAACACACAAGUCAGAAUAAUACGAAAAGGACGUACUGAAUUCGAGAUAAGUACUGAAGGUGGAAGUGGAGGAAGAAUAUAUGCUCAUGUUAAAACAGGUGAUUACGACAAAUUGUUGAAGAUACAGAUAACAGAAAUGCCGGAACCGUUCCAGAUAAAUUUGGAAAAUAGUUUAAUUGGUGAUAAGCAAAAAUUAAUUGCCGAAUUAAUGUUAGAUCCUCUCGGACAGAAAAGGACUUAUGGUGUAGAAAAUGAAAUCGAAGGUGAAGGCGAAACAUUCCGUGCCUUACGAUUAACCUUAAAACAACCGAGAAGAGAAAUAAAUAUUGGAAUACUUCGACCGUCACAAAACAAAUAUGCUUUAUCAAUACAACCAAAUGUUGGCGGAAAAAGACAUCCAACCGUUGCUGAAAUGACAUAUCAAAAGAUAACUGAUGGUUAUCAAUGGGAAGGAAGCAUUUCGGAUCAAGCAUUGAAGGCACCACUGAAAGCAAAAAUAAUGUACAGGAAGGUUGAGCGAGAUAAAUACAAUUAUCGAUUGGAUUUGCAAACUGAAUUUGCGUACAGUAAUGAACCGAAUAAAUUAUUCACCAAUUCAUUACAUUUACAUCGAAGUAUUAUCACAUCAGAGCGAAUUAUCAGAAAACGAGCUAUUACGAGAUAUGAUGAAAGACAAAAUGAUAAUGCACGAUUUAUUAUUGAAUUGAAAAGUAUCCAUUUGGCAAGCAAUCUCAAUACUCGUUUAUGGACUAAAAUUGAUCGACGCAUCAUUGGAAAUGCUGCAAUUCCCAUUCAUGCAACUUUCGGUUUGGAAACUAAAAAUUUGCAACAUCAACCGGUGGAAUAUUCAUUGGAGACGAAGACGGAUGCAAUCAAAUUUACGGAAAUUCAACUGAAAUCACCGAAUUCAAUAUUGAAAGCAAGAAUUAAUAAAAUAAACGAUAAAAAUUAUAGAAUUGAAUUUUAUGAGAAUAAUGAACGACCAACUGUUGUUGGUGAAUUGAAUUUACACGAUAAUGGAGCAAUAUUUGAAUAUCGUAAUGGAAAAUCACAUGAAAUUAAAUUGCAUGCAUCAAUUCAAAAGCUUAAUGAUUAUGAAGAAAAAAUUGAUGUAUGGCAUAGUGAGGCGGGAAAGAAAAUACAAGAUGCUCGUUUAUCCUUACAA